Molecule: messenger RNA, 1746 nt
Organism: Exophiala dermatitidis NIH/UT8656
Lineage: Eukaryota; Fungi; Ascomycota; Eurotiomycetes; Chaetothyriales; Herpotrichiellaceae
Product: ERO1-like protein alpha
Exons: 1
Coding region: 1-1746 (581 amino acids)
Biological process (GO): protein folding in endoplasmic reticulum
Cellular component (GO): endoplasmic reticulum; endoplasmic reticulum membrane
Molecular function (GO): protein-disulfide reductase activity; FAD binding; thiol oxidase activity
Source: RefSeq, a predicted model, not a curated record
AUGCGUCCUCAUACCGCAUCGCAGUUCUUCCUCACCUUCUAUCUCUUCUUGCGGCCGCAAUGCGUAAGGGCCGAGUCCCAGUGUGCCAUCGAUCCCAACUCGAUCGUUUCCGAUGCCUGCACAUCCUAUUCAGACCUCGAACGGCUGAACGCCGAAUUAGAACCCUCCCUCGACGACUUGACCCAAAACACCGAUUUCUUCGCCUAUUACCGUUUAAACUUGUACAACAAAGCCUGUCCUUUCUGGAACGAUGAGAACUCCAUGUGCGGCAACCGUGCCUGUGCCGUGGACACGAUAGAAGAUGAAAGCGCCAUUCCACCUAUAUGGCGAGCAGAAGAGUUGAGUAAACUGGAAGGAGCCCGUGCAAAACACCCUGGAAGAGCACAACAACGAGAAAGACCGAAAGACCGGCCUCUCCAAUAUCAAUUGGGUGAGAACGUCGACGAGACCUGCGUGCUUGAAGAAGACGAUGAAUGUGACGAGAGAGAUUAUUGUGUCCCGGACGACGAAGGUGCCGCGGGCAAGGGAGAUUACGUGAGUCUGGUCAAUAACACAGAACGUUAUACAGGAUACUCGGGCAUGGGAGCCCGGCAAGUCUGGGAUGCGAUAUACAAAGAGAACUGUUUCACGGCAAAGUCGCCUCGAGAGGCAACCUUACCAUCCAAACAAUUCCAAGCAGCACAGAACUUGAAAAACGUGUUCCAAGAAUAUGGCCGACAGCAUGUGGACCAGAAAGACGAUCUGUAUCCGCUAGAUGACCAGUGUCUGGAGCAACGCGCCUUUUACCGGAUCGUGAGUGGGAUGCACGCCUCGAUUUCCACCCAUUUGUGCUGGGAGUUCUUCAAUCAAACUACGGGAGAAUGGUUUCACAACGUGGACUGCUACAAGGAGCGUCUGCAUACCUAUCCAGAGCGUAUCUCGAACAUCUACUUCAACUACGCACUCCUGACCAGAGCGGUGGCCAAGGCGAGGAAGCAUUUAGAGUCAUACACCUUCUGCUCCGGUGAUCCACAGCAGGACUUUGAGACGAAACAGAAGGUUUUGGCGUUGGCCGAUAAAGCUGCCUCGGGACCGCAUACCUUUGACGAAUCGGUCAUGUUCCAGGAUCCGGCGGUCCUUGACCUGAAGGAAGAUUUCCGUAAUCGUUUCAGAAAUGUCUCCAGACUCAUGGAUUGUGUGGGAUGUGACAAGUGUCGCCUCUGGGGCAAAGUCCAAACUGCCGGCUACGGCGCGGCUCUGAAGAUUCUGUUUGAAUUUGACGAGACCAAAAAUGGAGAGAAUCCGCCCUUACGAAGAACCGAGCUUGUUGCGCUGGUCAACACCCUCGCUCGCGUCAGUCACAGUUUGGAUGCUAUUCAGAAAUUCCGCGCUGCUGUCAACACGGGCGACUACAGUGUGCUGGACGUGAAGGGGCCGCUUGGAGUAUCAUCUGAGACUGUGGCCAAAGAGUCGAGCAGCCCUGCGGCAUCGCCUCAGCCGUCGAGCGCCAAUGAUGACGAUUUCCAAGAUUUCGAGGAUGAGCCCGAACCGCCACUGGUCGAACAGACCAUCUCGGAAGUCUUUUGGUCUGAACUAGAUCUGGUGUGGCGGGCUUACAAGAUGGUCCUGCGCAGCUGGGUUGAGAUGCCGUUCAAGUUUUUCGCCAUCUUUGUUAUGGAGCUGAAUCGGUUGUGGAACUACUGGCUGGGGAUCCCUGUGCCGGAUCGGUCGUGGGAUUUUCACUUCCCGACCCGGGAUGAGUUGUGA